GAUGCGUCAAUGUUCGAAGGAAGAGAUAACGAAACAGAGAAGUUUCGUUUCGUGUUAUUACAUACACGUGGAUAUGGUUUCGUGUGCUAUAUCGCUCAGUGUCGUGGCGCCGACCGCACCGUUAUAAUCCAGCGAGCUGAGCGGGGAGGAUGCUUCGUUCCAGGCAUCUAUCUUUUAGAAAAUUUAACCAGUGUAUCGCGAGCAAUCUUGCAUCGAAGACUGCUUCACAAUAUCGUGGGUGAAUUUCUUAUCUGUUCAGAAAAAAACACGUCGAUUUUAACAAAAGAUUUGCACAUUGCACACAUUUGCAACAAAUGGUACAAACGGAAUUUAAAUAAUAUUAAAAGGAUACAAAGGGUGGAGACGAUUCUGCGUGCCGUAGUGACCUUGACAUGCUGCCAUAGACCCACCUUAAAGGGCAAUGUCAAAAUAAUAUGGCCGGCCAAGUUUGAGGGUCGACGUUCGAAAACGAAAUCAAAAAAUUUGAAGCGGCACUGUGAUAACAACGUAAACUACUUCGAAACUGGAGGAAAGGUUAGAUGCGCUAGUUAGCAACUAAAGUGUUACGAAACUGUAAUAAAAACGAGAGUA
Molecule: messenger RNA, 591 nt
Organism: Eufriesea mexicana
Lineage: Eukaryota; Metazoa; Arthropoda; Insecta; Hymenoptera; Apidae
Exons: 4
Coding region: 10-552 (180 amino acids)
Source: RefSeq, a predicted model, not a curated record